Messenger RNA from Phlebotomus papatasi, 4867 nucleotides. RefSeq names its product cyclin-dependent kinase 12 (gene Cdk12). Gene Ontology annotation, biological process: positive regulation of transcription elongation by RNA polymerase II; protein phosphorylation; transcription elongation by RNA polymerase II. The coding region runs from base 470 to 3799 and encodes 1109 amino acids. Lineage: Eukaryota; Metazoa; Arthropoda; Insecta; Diptera; Psychodidae. The transcript is spliced from 7 exons. Gene Ontology annotation, cellular component: nucleus; cyclin/CDK positive transcription elongation factor complex. Gene Ontology annotation, molecular function: cyclin-dependent protein serine/threonine kinase activity; cyclin binding; RNA polymerase II CTD heptapeptide repeat kinase activity. The record is from RefSeq and is a predicted model, not a curated record.
GGAAGUUGGUGUUUGGGUGAUUUGACGGCAAGAGGCGCUGAUGGUGUUCCUGUUCGGUCAUUUUGGAACAAAUUUUCUAUGCGAGACCUCGCGAUGAAAUAAAAUGAUUUAAUGGAAAUUGCGUAAAGGAAAAUAAAUCUAAAUCAAUGUCCGAGUACCCAUUGAAAGGAUAUUUGGAUGGAAAUCGUGCUGAAUGAUUAAGAAGACGGAGAAAUAGUUGAGAAAUUGCGGAUCAAAGUAAUAUAUUGUAAAACAAGUUUUCUCAUUCAAGUAUAAAAUGUUUGAUUAAAGUUUUUUCUGUGAACAAUGUGAGUUAUUUGGUUAAUUAUUAAGGAAUAUCAGUGUGGAUGUGCUCCAGAAAAUGGCCUGUUUCCGUGUUCCGGGAAUGUGUUAGUGAGCCUCCACACAACUCAAGUUCCCUCUCUGCAUUCAUUCCCCAUCCCUCAGCUUAGGCCCCUUGUGAGGUAUCAUGGAUCGUGAUCGUAGCAUGAGGCACCAGCGUAAGAAGUCCAAGAAGAGCGGGAAGAAGUCAAAGAAACGCCAUCGUUCGCGCGAUGAGAUGCAGGAGGAUAAGAAUGGCAAUGACACGAGUACCAGUCAAGCCAAUGUCUCACGGAUUGUGGAGUACUCAGAUGUUAGUUCGGAGGAUUUUUCCGCUCCAGAAGCUGGUGAAAUCCAGACGGAUGAAUCCGAUGGGGCAUUCAGCUUUGCCCAGAGCACAAAUUCCAGCAGCAAGAGGCUGGAACCUAGCGAACUGAGGGGUUCCUUCAUGUCCACAUCCACGUACAAGCGUGAGGUGGUGAUUAAGCCAGCCAUCAGUCAUCUGCCCGAGACCACGACUAGAAGAGUGAUUAUCGGUUCACCUAUUGGUUCAUCUUCCACAUCAUCCCUCUCCAGGCGCUCCAAGCGUUCACCGGAGUAUGUCCAUGGGAAGAUUCAGCAUGUGGUGUCAUCGCCAACACUGGCGGAAGAAUUUGAUGAUGAUGAUCGUCCAAGGAAGCGCUCCAAAAAAGAGAAAAAGCACAAGAAGACCAAGAAGACGAAAAAGAGGAAAAAACGAGCACGCCACAAAUCCGUGAGCAGUGUAGAGAGUAUCUCGGAGAAUGAUUCGGUGCUGGAUGUGGACAGUCUCACGCCGCCCCUCAAAGCCAACGAGGAGGAGGAUGAGGAGGAAGCUGUGGAGAUGGUGAGGCAGCCUCACACACCUCCAGUUGUCCGGGAAGCAAGUCCUAUUUCCCCAUCGACGCCCCCACUGAGAUCCGACAGCCGGCAGAGUGGAUAUUCGGACAGGCACUGCCCUGAGAGUGUGAAGAAGCGUCCGGAUACCUUAAUAGCCUCGCCACAUACUCCACCACUUCACACCCGGAAGUACCACAGCCCAGAGGAUGAAAUGCCACCAUCGGUCAAUCACCUUCAUCACCACGGCAGCCACAGGAAAUCCGGCAGCAAUGAGAGUAUUAAGUCUCCAAACCAUCAUCACAGUAGUCAUUCAAUGUAUUCGUCACCGGUGUCAAAGCGUUCUCGGCUUUCCAAUGUGCACCGUGAAAGAUCAAAUGAUCGCAAUGAUUACAAGAAUCGGACCACAUCCACCUCAUCAUCAUCGAUGAGGAAAGACAGAGACUGGGAUCGAAGACGGGACUCACGGAGACGAACCCCAAGAUCUCCCAGAAGAUCCCCUCCGCGUCGUUCACCCCGUCGAUCACCGAUCAGGAGAUCUCCUCAUCCGAGUAGUAUGUCUCCUUCGCAUCGUCGAAGAUCGUCGUCACGCGUGAGGAAGCGCCCCUACAGCCCACCUGGAUCACCACCAGCAAAAGCAACCCGUCUGCACUCGAGGAGUCGAAGUCCAAGGGUUUUCCGUGGAGGCUCACCGACGGUGAGAAAGUCCAAGGCAGUCACGCCGACACGGGAGAGUCGUUCGAAAACCCCGCCAAUCUCCAUCAGGAAGAUCGAUAUCAAGGAAAAGAUCAGCGAUACGAGUCUUUUUGCAGAGUUGGUCAAGGACAAGCACAAGCGCGAGAAAGCUCUGCAGGAGAUUCUGGAGAAAAAGGACGAUGAUACAGCAGGAGGGGCAACAGCUGACAAUUCUGCGGGGGCAGAUGGUUCCGCAGAGUCAGUCACUUCCAAUGGUAUCAAUGAGAGUGGCAACAAUAAUCAACAUGUGAAUAUGGACAUUGUGGACAUUCCAAUUCCAAAUUUGUCAUCAUCAACAGUAACAACAAAGAAUGAAACACUUGAUCCAACAGUCAAAGUACCUUCAAAUUCGGCCAGUAUGUCAUCAAAUGAUGGUAAAGUGCCAUCAUCGUCGGAUUCAUUGACCGAGGGAGGUCGCAAUGCCGUGGCAGUGAAUAAUGUUUCACUGUCAAUGGUAAAGAAUAGUGAUGCAAUGACUAAAGUGACGUAUACGCCAAAUUUCGCCAAAUCAAAGAGUCUCACGAAAUUGCCAAUGCCUCCGGGUGUAAAUGUGUCUGAAUUGGCUGAUGCUAAGACACCGAGUCCACCGAGAAAUGUUACGCCACCACCAUUGCCGCCGAUGCCACCAAAAACAUCGUCGUCGGCCAAGGUGAAAGUGGCUCCGAAUUCGGGAAAGAAGGGAGUCCUGACACUGCCAAUGCCACCAAUUGUUGGUGGUGUGGAUGAUCUCAGUGGGGACGAUGAGCAAACACCACCGAGAAAUCGUCAGGGAAGAGGAUCGUCAAAGGGAGGAGGAGCCUCCACAGUUAGACGGAAGCGUCCAAAAAUACUCAAUAGACGAUCAUCACGCACCAAUCUUAUCAAUCGCGAUUGGGGCGAACGCAGUGUUGAUGUUUUUGAAGUUAUUGCACAAAUUGGCGAAGGGACUUAUGGGCAGGUAUACAAGGCACGUGAUAAUCAUACAAAUGAAUUAGUUGCCUUGAAGAAAGUGCGCUUGGAGAAUGAAAAGGAGGGUUUUCCCAUAACGGCGGUGCGUGAAAUAAAAAUCCUUCGGCAGCUCAAUCACAAGAAUAUUGUGAAUUUGAGGGAAGUUGUGACAGAUAAGCAGGAUGCCUUAGAAUUUAGGAAAGACAAGGGAUCAUUCUAUUUAGUAUUUGAAUAUAUGGAUCAUGAUUUGAUGGGACUCCUUGAGUCGGGAAUGGUGGAGUUUACGGAGGAGAAUAAUGCAAGUAUUAUGCGACAACUGCUGGAUGGAUUGAACUAUUGCCACAAGAAAAACUUUCUUCAUAGAGAUAUAAAGUGUUCAAAUAUUCUCAUGAAUAACAAGGGUGAAGUGAAAUUGGCAGAUUUUGGACUUGCACGGCUCUACAAUGCUGAAGAUAGGGAACGUCCGUACACGAAUAAAGUGAUAACAUUGUGGUAUAGGCCACCUGAAUUGCUGCUGGGCGAAGAGAGAUAUGGGCCGUCAAUUGAUGUUUGGAGCUGUGGAUGUAUCUUGGGUGAGUUGUUCCUGAAGAAGCCACUGUUUCAGGCAAAUGUCGAGGCACUGCAAUUGGACCUGAUAUCACGAUUAUGUGGUACACCAACUCCGGCCGUCUGGCCGACAAUCAUCAAUUUACCAGGGUUUCAUACACUUAAACCAAAGAAGCAACACCGAAGACGUCUCCGUGAGGAGUUCAUCUUCAUGCCAGGCACUGCACUCGAUCUACUCGAUAGGAUGCUCGAAUUGGAUCCCGACAGGAGAAUUACAGCAGAAGAUGCCCUGAAAUCCAACUGGCUCAAGAACUGCAAUCCCGAACAAAUGCCAAUACCACAAUUGCCCACCUGGCAGGACUGUCAUGAGUUGUGGAGCAAAAAGAGGAGAAAACAAUUGAGAGAACAACAAUAAUCCCAUCAACUGAUGUUCCUGGUGGAUUUUUGAUGGAACCUCUUUUGUGUGGUGAUAGUGAAAUGCAAUGAGAAAAAAAUUAGUGAAGGUGAAAAUCGCCAGAAUUAUGUGGAUUAAUUUAAACAAAGUGAAAAAAGGAGGUAGAGGACAAAGAACUUGAACAAAAAAAAUGGUGAGAUGUGUUUUUCCUUUUUUUUAAAUUAAUUUAUUCAUUUUUUUUAAAGUGAGGCAAAAGUUGAUUGGGACAAAAAGACAGUGUUUUGUGUCUCUUUGAAUCACUAUAAGUGCAUGAAUGGUUUGUGUUGAGAAGAGUGAGUGAUAUGGUAAAAUAAAGAGAGAAAAAAAUCAAGAGAAACACGGUAAAAACAUUGGUGAAAAAAGGGGUGAAAGAAAAACACUUUGGCAGAGGAGAAAGAAAGAAAGAAAGAGAGAACAGUGAAUAGGCAAAGUGGUAGUUUAAGAAGAGGGUAAAAGAGAUGUUUAAUACAUGUAAAUUCUGAGCCUUUUUGUUAUAUAUAUAUAUACACAUAUAUAUAUAUCGGAUAUAAAUAAGAGACAAUGAAGGAGAAAUUAGAGAAAUACAUAAAGAAUUACAUGAAAGGUGUACAUUAAUUGGUAAAUAAUUCAUUUUUAGGAAUACGUUUUCUGCAUUAUGUUACUUUUUUUUUUUAAAAAAAUAAUUAUUCUAUCACACGAGCAUAACUUGUAGGAUAGUUCUUUAAUUUUUGUUUGGCUCAAAAUAGAAAGACGAAAUUGCUGUAAAAUUAGUAUUUUGGAGAUUAUUGUGCUUAGAGGAUUUUUAUUUUAAAAAAUUUCUUUUCUUAAAUUAUCCAAAACUCAGUGAACAAAUUUUAAAAAUGGACCUAAGUGGUAUUUCCUUUUUUUUUUUAAAUAAUCGCAACCUAAAUGAACCAAACACUGUAUUGGAAUUGUUGAGUAAAUUGAAGAGUUUUUUUCAAAGUUUAAAAGUAAAAAAAAAGAGAGAGAGAGCAACUUUAAAAAAGAAAUUGUACAGAAGACGAAAAAUGACAUGGAGGAAUGAUUAAAUAAAAAAAAUCACUAACAGAA